CAACUUCGGUACGGCAGCCGCCCCGCCGCCGCACUCCCCCGGACUGAUGGCGGAGACGGUGGUGGUCAUCGGAGCCGGGCUGGCGGGUCUAGCCGCCGCCCAGCAGCUGCGCCAGCUGGGAUACCGAGUGGUGGUGCUGGAGGCGCGGGAGCGGCCGGGGGGCAGGGUGCACACGGCACGCAUGGAGGCCGGCGGCUGCGCGGGUCUAGCCGAGCUGGGCGGCUCCAUCGUGACCGGCUGCGACGGCAACCCGCUUGCCGUGCUGGCGCUGCAGGGGGGCGUGCCGCUGCACAACAUAGCGGAGCACACGCCGGCUUACUGGGAGGGCGGGCAGCCGGUGGGGGAGGAGCUGGACAGACAGGUGAUGGACCGCUACAAUGCGGUGCUGGAGCGCUGUGACGCGCUGUGCCAGCAGCUGUCGGGCCCCGCGGGGGACCUCAUAUCCGUUGAGGCGGCACUGAGCGCCAUGUGGGG
Messenger RNA from Astrephomene gubernaculifera, 474 nucleotides. Lineage: Eukaryota; Viridiplantae; Chlorophyta; Chlorophyceae; Chlamydomonadales; Astrephomenaceae. The record is from the annotation of a GenBank genome assembly.